Molecule: messenger RNA, 2909 nt
Organism: Pangasianodon hypophthalmus (striped catfish)
Lineage: Eukaryota; Metazoa; Chordata; Actinopteri; Siluriformes; Pangasiidae
Gene: phf23b
Product: PHD finger protein 23b
Exons: 5
Coding region: 701-1651 (316 amino acids)
Biological process (GO): negative regulation of autophagosome assembly; negative regulation of autophagosome maturation; positive regulation of protein ubiquitination
Source: RefSeq, a predicted model, not a curated record
UUUUUCUUUCUUUUUUUUAAUAUUCUGAAACAUGACCUAUUUUUCUGUGACACGAUUUGCAAAGUAGGUUACAACCUGGAGUCCACAGUCCCUACAGCAAACCUUUCUCGCGCUGUGCUUUCCCCACUCUGUACGAGACUACAUUUCCCAUAAGGCCACAGUAAGCCGUUCUGUUCGGUGGGGCGCAACCACAAGGGGCUUUUCUCUCCGACAGACUCUCAGUUGACAUCGACCGCUUGAGGGAGGCGCGGCGAGGCGAGGCGAAUACGCACACACGGAGUUUCAAGAAGUUUUCCACUUUUGAUGAAAAAGAGAAAAAAACAGAUCUUUACAAACUGAAUCAUUUGGACCGAUCUGUGAUUGAUAGAGAGAGAACACACACACACACAGAGCUGCAGGAUGCUCGCGCACUCGGAGCCUCGGGCUUCAGUUUAUUUAUGCAACGCCAUGAGACGAAGAAAUUAUCUGGCUAGCUAACUCUCUAGCAGAUCGAAGUUACAUUGAAAAAUCCAGGCUCGAUCGGAAAUCGUGACAUUUCUCAAACUCUCCGUGAUAUUAUUAUUUUUUUACAACACUACCAAGCGAGAAAAUCGACCGUUUUGUGUUGGAAAAGUGUGUUAGCUUUAGCUGGCUAGCAAGCCGGUGAAUAAACGCUGCUCUGUGCCACCGAAGUUGAGCGGACCUCAUCGCUGAGGUGACAAUGCUCGAAAUAAUGUCUGAGCACCAAGAUUCAUUACUGAAACGCAAAACGGAGUCUCUGCCACCAGAGAGACGAAAGAGAACAGUGGAAGACUUCAACAAGUUCUGCAGUUUUGUCUUGGCGUAUGCUGGCUAUAUCCCAUCUCCAAAAGAGGAAAGACCAUGGUCUCCAGCCUCCUCCAGUUCACCACACAGCUCUGGCACCUCAGGCGAAGGUGGCAUGGGAGGUGGUGCCAGCUCAAAUAUGUCGGCAAGCUGGGGAGAUGGCAACUCGGACCUACACACCAUUCACACUUUCGUGCAGAAAGCCCGCGCCAACAAAAGUGUCAAGACCAUGCAGCGUCUGCCUUCUGACAGCACCCUGCUGGACAAAAUGAGGUUAAAGGACUCUCUCUACAAGGGCCAAGCAAGCAGCAAAGCAGAGCGCAAAAAGGACAAAAAGCUGAAGCGGCUCUCUCUUGGCUCAGGAGCAGGAGACAGCAGCAGUAGCAGCGGGGAAAAGCGCGCCAGAAUCAAGCGCAGCAAAAACUCCAAGCAGCCGAAAAGCCUUAAGAAGCUUAAGAGCUCGGCACUCAGCGAGACGGACUCUGAGACUGGACUCGGCCAUGGAGAGGAGCACGCGGGUCAGCCAAGAGGGCUGCAGUCCCAGAGACCCAACCUGGUGAAGUCUGAGCGUGACGAAGCAAGCAGAGAUGCUGAAAUGAGCUCCAGUGAAGGGGAAACGUGGAUCGCAGAUGAGGAUAUCAUGGUGGAGUCAGGUGACGACUCUUGGGAUCUGAUCACUUGCUACUGUGGGAAACCUUUUGCAGGACGACCCAUGAUCGAGUGCAACCAGUGCAGCAUAUGGGUGCACCUGUCCUGCGCCAAAAUCAAGAAGUCCAACGUCCCAGACAUAUUCUACUGUCACAAAUGCAGGGAAGCGAGGCGAUCAGGCCAUAAAAAAGACAGUUAGAGAAGACACCUAAUCCAUGGAAGCUCAACGUUCCCGUCCUCCACUUUUUCUAUCAAGUAUGAGACGAAAACACUGUUUUUGAACUGGGAUGUUCUUUUGAGACCCAUGUUUUUGCGCGCCAGUUCUUCACAUAUUUGACAAUCAUAUACAUGGUUAAUAUCACGAUGGGAAUUUCUUCAUGUUUGUAGACAAAUUUGUAAACAAGGCUCUUACUCGGAGUGAUCUGUCUGCCAGUUUGGUCUGAUCAUCAGGGAGUGUUUAGUGCUGGCUUUUAUAGAAGAUGUAAAAGAUGAUGAUGUAUUCUGAUGUAAAAGCGUUUUACAAAACAGAAAGGAGCCUCAGAAAGCUGAUGUUUGUCACUUUACAUGAAGUGGUCUGUGUAUAGGUUAUUACUUCUGUUGCUUAUCAUUUUCACACACCUCAGUUUUGCUCUCAGAUUUGUGAUGCUUGAUAUUAACAGGUAGUCUUUAUUAAGUGAUUAACGCUUUUUUUUUAAUCUCAGUGCAUGUCGGCACCAUGGCAGUCCUGUCAUUAACUAGCACUUAACUAUCAACUCCAGAUCAUUCUGUGUGGGGAACAUUAAAUGUUGGACUUGAAAUGGGAACUUUCAGAUUGGAACAUUUCCACUGGUUGCACUGCUGUCCUCUUACCAAGUGUAAGCAGUUUCAAAUUGUGCAUUAACUAUUUUCGUUGGUUUACUUUUGAAGGAAGUUUUGAGACGAAUGAAUGAUGUUUAAGAGCUUUGCAACUGCCACCUGAGUGUUGAGGCUCACUCAACACCACCAAUUUAAUAGUUGUAAUUAUUAUUUGUUCUGUUAUUAUUAUUAUAAUUUGUUUUUUUGUUUUUUUUAAAAAAAGAGCUUAAUUUGGGUUUUAAUCUCUUGUUUGUGAUCUUGUUUAAGAUCACACACACCCAGAGUGUUAGUCAUUGUGGAGCUGCUCCCUGAUCCGCUGUUUGAAAGUAGUUCAGAGACCAGAUCUUCUUAUGUACAGAAAAGAGUUUGUCACAAGUGUUGUGGCAUAUUUUGUUUCUAAUAUCUGUGUUUUUUUUUUUUUUUUUUUUUUUUUUUUUUGAGGGGUUUCUUGGAAUUCCCAAAACAUUAGACCCUCUCCUCCUAUUUUACUCUGUAAAUAUCAUAUCCUUUCAGAACUGUACAUAAUAUGAAAACGAAGAGAGAAGCCAAGCAAAUGUUAUAUUUUUGGCAUCUGAUGUUUUCUUUAACUGUACCUGAAGAAAUAAAGCCUUUUCUUUAUUGGG